Messenger RNA from Nelumbo nucifera (sacred lotus), 2251 nucleotides. It is a transcript of the gene DFB, whose product is annotated as DHFS-FPGS homolog B. Lineage: Eukaryota; Viridiplantae; Streptophyta; Magnoliopsida; Proteales; Nelumbonaceae. Gene Ontology annotation, biological process: tetrahydrofolylpolyglutamate biosynthetic process. Gene Ontology annotation, molecular function: tetrahydrofolylpolyglutamate synthase activity; ATP binding. Gene Ontology annotation, cellular component: cytosol; mitochondrion; cytoplasm. The record is from RefSeq and is a predicted model, not a curated record.
GUUAUCCUGUAUUUUUUUAUUCAUUUAUUUUUUCUAUUUUUUGUUCAAUCCGUAUCAUACUCGCUAGUCGCUAGUCGCUUUGCCACGCUUGAGAAAGCACUUCCAUUGAUGUAAAUCUGUGCCAUACCGGCCCUUAAAGCCGAUGUAAGAUACUGUACCGUCAAAACUUUGUAAUUUUCUUUUGAAAAAAAACAAGGUUUUGGUUUUUCAAGGGAUGGUCAAGAUUUCCCGUCGGUCACUCUUUGUGGUGUUCGAAAAUCCAAACUCAUCCUGAUAUCCGCCACCCUCUAUUAAAUACAGCCUACAAAGUCUGCGUCCUUUGUUCUUGUAUCUGUAGAUUUCUUUCUUCUUCCCUCCAGGGCCGAGCCAACAUGUCAGGAGGUCACACUGAAUUGCCUGAGCAGAAACACGCAGUAUCUCCAUAUGAAGAGGCCCUGGAGGCGCUCUCCUCUUUGAUUACUAAACGUACUCGUGCGGAUCGAUCCAACAAGGGAGAUCGAUUCGAUAUACUGUUCGAUUAUUUGAAGAUGCUGGAGCUGGAUGGUCCAAUUUCUGAGAUGAAGGUUAUUCACGUUGCUGGCACCAAAGGGAAGGGAUCAACGUGCACGCUUACCGAAUCUAUACUGCGGAAUUGUGGAUUCCAUACUGGGCUUUUCACGUCUCCUCAUCUCAUUGAUGUCCGAGAAAGAUUCCGGUUAGAUGGAGUGGACAUAUGUGAAGAAAAAUUUUUAGCUUACUUCUGGUGGUGUUGGGAUAGACUGAAGGAAAGAAGUAAUGAAGAUAUACCGAUGCCUACCUACUUCCGCUUCCUUGCUUUGCUUGCCUUCAAGAUAUUCUCAGCAGAGCAGGUAGAUGUUGUUAUUUUGGAGGUGGGAUUAGGAGGAAAGUAUGAUGCGACAAAUGUGGUACAGGCACCAAUAGUGUGUGGAAUAUCUUCCCUUGGGUACGACCACAUGGAAAUUCUUGGAAAUACCCUUGGAGAGAUUGCAGGGGAGAAAGCUGGUAUAUUCAAGCAUGGAAUUCCAGCCUUUACUGUGCCACAACUUGAUGAAGCUAUGUCUGUGCUUGAGAAGAAGGCUUCUGAGCUGGAUGUACCUCUUCAAAUAGCACCCCCAUUGGAUAUCAACUUGCUGAAUGGUCUUGAACUUGGGCUUCAUGGAGAGCACCAGUAUCUAAACGCAGGUCUUGCAGUUGCUCUUUGUCGUACUUGGCUCCAAAAGACUGGCUAUUUUGAAGGCAUGUUUCUGGAUGAGAUUAGUUCAUUGCCUGAGCAGUUCAUCAAAGGGCUUACAACAGCCAGUUUGCAAGGACGUGCUCAGAUUGUCCCUGAUCCAUAUUUCAAUGGUGAAAGCACUGGAGAUCUAGUUUUCUACUUGGAUGGGGCUCAUAGUCCUGAAAGCAUGGAAAUGUGUGCAAGGUGGUUUUCUCUUGCUAUUGCAGAAGGUAUCCAGCAACAAAACCCCUUGAAGGAGCAGCUGCAGGAUAAGUCUAGAGGUUCAAAUGAUCUAAUGCGGAAAUGCCAAAAGGAGGACUUAAGGAAAAACUCCAAACAGAUACUGUUGUUCAAUUGUAUGUCAGUGCGAGACCCUCAGCUACUUCUUCCACGCCUUAUAAAUGCUUGUGCUCAUCAUGGAGUGCACUUCCAGAAGGCCCUUUUUGUACCAAACAUGUCAAUGUAUAACAAGGUUGGCUCCUACACAGUGCCACAAACUGAUCCUCAAGUGGAUUUAUCCUGGCAGCUGACACUACAAAGAGUGUGGGAAAGCCUCAUCCAUGGUAAGAAAGUAGGAGGGGAUGACAAAAACACAGACUCUAUCUACGAAGAAGGUAAAGAAGAUAAAGAAAAGUAUCUCAUGAGUUGUGAAAGCAGUUCAGUGUUUCCCUCGCUUCCAUUAGCUAUUAGAUGGCUCAGGGACAGCGUCGAACAGAAUAAAUCUGUUCGUUUUCAGGUCCUUGUAACUGGUUCUUUGCACCUUGUGGGGGAUGUUUUGAGAUGUGUUAAGAAGUGAGGGAUUGGAUUAAAUUGAACUUCCAGGUUUGUACUGAAGCAGGUUCUGGUGAUCCUUAUCAUAUGAAUAACAUCCUUGGAUCUUUCUUAUAUCUGUGGGAAUUUUCUUCUUGGGGUGUGGAGGUACUUCCCUUGCUAUGCAGUGGAGUUGAUCAACUCCUACUUGGCCUUUUGAUUGUCAGAGAUUCUUUUUAGUAAACUAAUUGGUGGUAUGUAUUCCUUAAUGAUAUCUUUAAUGUUCCA